UUAUUGAAACGAUACAUUAGGGGGGGGACGAGGAGUCAGUGUUUGAGAUUAAUGAGACACCCUGUCUUGAGUGAGCGCAAGCAAAGCAGACCGGCCGAUUUCAACAUGGUUUCUGUGACUUACAUUUUCACAUGGGGCUUGUUUGCGUGCUCGCUGGCGAUACAUUUCCACGCGGGACAAAAGUCGUUUGUGGGGAGGCCGCCGAGGGAGUUGAGGGCUGAUGAGGAGCGACCCAGUUGGGAGAAGUUGGAGACGUCUGAACGCGAUGCGGCAGGACUGAAUGAACACUCAUGCCCAAGUUUUCCUGGAGUCGAGUCAGCGCUGUUAAACAACACCCACACUUUCAACUUUAAAGUGAGGACCAUGGGCUCCCUGUCACUUGCUUGGGUAGGAGAUGAAUCAGGGGUGAUUCUGGUGUUGACCACAUUCCAGGUGCCUUUGUUCAUGAUGCGAUUUGGCCAGUCGAACCUCUACAGGAGUGAAGACUACGGGAAGACGUUCAAUGAUGUGACCCACCUGAUCAACCACACUUUCAUCCAGACAGAGUUUGGCAUUGCUGUCAGCCCGGAUCACUCUGGCAAGGUGAUCCUGACAGCUGAUGUGUCUGAAAUUGGGGGAUUUCGAUUAUUUCGCUCACGAAACUUUGGCCAGACCUUUGAGACAUCGGAACUACCCUUUGAGCCCUUAAUUCAGAUGCUGUACAACCCUGGAGACAGCAACAUACUUCUGACUCUCAGCAUCAAGUUGGAUUUGUGGCUUUCAGAGGAUUUUGGCGCCACCUGGCGGAAGAUUCAUGACAGUGUUUGUCUCGUCAGAUGGGGUGCAAAGAAUAGCAUUUACUUCACGACAAACUACAACGGCUCGUGCAAUGACAAAGGAAUGUUGGAGUUAAGGAAAACAGCAGACUAUGGCAGAAGCUUCCACACAAUCGCAACAAGAGUUUACUCGUUCGUACUGGGGGGGCGCUUUGUUUUUGCCUCCAUCAUGACUGGAAAGGACACAGAGCGCAUGAUACACGUGUCUGUGAAUGGAGGAGAACUAUGGAACAUAGCUCAGCUUCCUGCAGUCAACCAUGAGCAGUUUUAUUCCAUUCUGGCAGCCAAUGAAAACAUGAUAUUUAUGCACGUGGAUGACCCGGAAGACUCUGGAAUUGGAACAAUCUAUGUGUCUGAUGACAGAGGAACUGUGUUCUCCAAGUCUCUGGAGCGCCAUCUCUACACCACCACAGGAAGUGACACUGACUUCACCACCAUUACUUCACUCAGGGGCGUUUACAUGACCAGCGUGCUCACAGAGGACGGAGCAGUGGAAACCAUGAUCACCUUCGACCAAGGAGCGCAAUGGCAGACACUGCGUCGACCGCAAAACAGCCCUUGUGACACUGAGACCUCCACUAACAGGCCAAAUAGAUGUAGACUCCACAUCCACGCCACCUACAGCACUGCCAUGAAGAUGAAUGUCCCCAUGCUGCCACUCUCCCAGCCAAGUGCAGUGGGCCUUAUUCUUGCUCAUGGCAGCGUGGGGGAUGCUGAGUCCGCUGUCAUGCCUGACGUCUAUGUGUCUGACGAUGGUGGCUACUCGUGGUUGCUGUCCCUUACAGGUCCUCAUCAUUAUGCUAUAUUAGACUCAGGGGCUCUUCUUGUGGCUGUGGAGCACACCAACUUACCUGUCAAUCAAAUCAAGUUUUCCACUGAUGAAGGACGGUGCUGGCGUACUUAUAACUUCACCAGUGACCGCUUCCACUUCAGCGGUAUGGACAGUGAGCCGGGCUCCCGCUCCUUGAAUGUCAGUUUGUGGGGGUACAGGAACGACUUUACCAAAUGGGUCGUGAUCACCAUCGACUUCAGGAAUCUCCUCACCCGAGACUGUAAUGACGAGGACUACGUGCCGUGGUUGGCUCACUCUGCUGACCCUGACAGCUCCGAUGAUGGCUGCGUGUUAGGCUACAAGGAGACCUUCCUACGUUUGAGGAAAGACUCUGCGUGCUGGAAUGGGAGGAAGUUCAGUGGCAGGCAGCGUCUGUCUCCUUGUGCUUGUACACUGGACGAUUAUCAAUGUGACUUUGGAUACUUCCGACCUGAGAACAGCUCGGAGUGCGUGGAGCAGGAGGAGAUGAAGGGCCAUCCUCUAGAGUUUUGUCUCAAUGGAACCACUGAAGAACUGCAGACCAGUGGUUACCGGAAGAUUCCAGGAGACCUGUGUUCUGGUGGAUUCCAGCCAGUCAGAAAGGAGACUGACCUGAGGAGGAGGUGCACCAGUGAUGCUCUUAAUCCAUUUUCUCUGACUGAAAGCGGCUCAGUAAAUGCUGCAGUCAUAGCCGUGGUUGUCAUAGCCAUGCUGCUGAUAAGCACUGUCAUGGGCGUCUGGGUAGUCAAGAAAUAUGUCUGUGGUGGACGAUUCCUUGUGCACCGCUAUUCUGUCAUGAGGGAACAUGCUGAAGCUAACAAAAUAGAAGGCGUUGACGACGUUGACGCCCAGUACAUGGAAACGGGAAUAGCACAGUACGACGACGAUUCAGAUCAGGACCUCUUGGAAUAAGUUGGACAUUGUAACCCCAUUCAGUCUUUAUUGAUGCCUGAGCGGCGCACUCUUGCUUGUCCCACAUGCUGAUUAACAUCUGCUUCUCAAUUUCUGCUAUCCCUGGUGGCUGGAGGACGCAACAGCAGUUGGCUGAAUUAUCCCAUGGUUGAGGUUCCCACAAAGACAGACAAGACCACAGAGACAAACCAAUGGAAUGUGGAGGGGUAGGGAGUACAAACUCAGCACAGAACAAAAGAAAGGCUCAGAAGUCCCUGAAGAGCUUUUAUUGUUUCUGUCAGGACGUUGGAGCGUCAAAUCGUGCUCUCAGAGACGGCGUUUGGCAUUUAACAAUGCACUGCAGAGGAAUUAGAUAUGUUUUAUCUUACAGUGUUAUGGAACAGUUAAGUAGAAUAUCACUACUGAAAUAAGUCCUGAAUAUUUUUUGUUUAUGUUUGGCAUCUUCAAAAUAUUUUUGAAUUCUGUACAUUUAAAACUUGCCCAUUAACACAGUCAAUGUAGACAUUUCAUUUUGUAGUUCUAGCUAAACUGGGCUUAUGUUUAAAUACUGUUGUUCAUAUAUUUACAGCUUGGAUGUUUUCUGUGUUGUAUUUUACAAUUUUUUUUUUUAUUUUUUUUUUUAGAAACAAGCACUUUGGAUGUUAUUAACAUUUAAAUGUCCGCUCCCACGGAGUCAUGAUUUUUCAUUUUCGACUCUAGACAGUUUACCUUUAUAUAUAUAUGUAUAUAUAUAUGUGUAUAUAUAUAUAUAUAUAUAUAUAUAUAUAUAUGCUUCUGAAAUAAUCACAUGGUGACACACUUUAGAUGUCAGCCUUUUAAUGCACACUGUUUGUGUCAAGUGUGGGGAGUAGCUGGACCCAAGAGCAAGCGGAGGCAGAUGUAAAAUGAUGAACAGUUUAUUGAGGAAAGGUUAUGGAGGUGGUCCUGGAUGUGUUGGCAGGCGGCGGUGUGGACAGGAGGCAGGCAGUGGACAGAACAGGCGGCUGGCUUGGUGGCAGGAAUGAUGUCGGUCAGGAACACAGGGGAGCACUGGGAACGAGAAGACACAAGAGGAUGACACAUAACAAGGGAAGCGAGGAACAGGAUACCUUACUUGACAUAAGGUGGGCCGUGGUACCGCUAGGAGAGGCUGCAAUACUUAGGCGAGGAUUUCCAGGAACAGGCAGGCUUAUAUACACCGGUGAUGAUGAGGCUGAUUGAAGACAGGUGCUGAAAACAGAGAGGGGAGGGGGGAGAGAGAGGACACAAAGCGCCCUCCCGGCUCUAAUAAUGGAACUGCAGGGCAGUAGUAUAUGACAGUUUGCUUGUUUUAUGGAUGCUAAAACUACUACAUAUAUUUUUCUUUCUUACAAAAAAAAAAGCACACUAAAUGUCAGCAAUAUAGAGUAAUAAAAUAACAUGUCAUUGUCCAGUAUUAUGCGUAACAAAUAGUUUGUUUAGUUGACUCUUAUUCUCUAAAGUUUUUGAGUGACAUAUGUGAACCAUACAAUUCUAAUGCUGAUUAAAUACAUUGAUGACAUGAUAUCAAAAAUACAAAGAAGAAGAUGAAUAUUCUGGUAUACUCCAGAAAUAUGUUGUAAAAUUGCUCUUUCAUUUAAGCGCAUUUGGACAGUCAAGGUCAAAAGGUAACCGUGAAUGAAUUUAUUUUUUCUAUUUUUUUCUCAGCAGAACCAGUCAUGUUACUGAAGUGAAAUACAAGUAUGAAAUUUGGAAUAAAUGUUGAAUUGCUCUACAAUUGUUCUUAGUGGGUAGGAAAGGUGAAGCAUCACCGAUAUUUUUCAAUCCCCAUUUUGUGCAGUGAAAACUAAAGACUUGAAUUAUUGCCAAAGCACUUUUAUUGUUUCAUUUUCUAAUUGUAGAGUAAAAUCCACGAUAGCCCAGCAAUUAACAAACAUGAAGUUAAUCCUAACUCAAAAACUUUACUUGAAAUGUCUUUUUUGUAAAAUACACCGAUUUACUGUUAUAUUUUUUAAAUAUUUCCCCACAUCAGUCAACGUGUGUCAUUAAGAUGGAUGCAGGUAAAAAAUUUUUUUGUUACGAUACAUACCCUUUAUCCAGUAUUUCUAUGAUACGGUAUGUACUGUACAUCUAAUAUUAGGAGCUGAAAUUUAACGUACAGGCAAGGUUUGUUUCCUCGAACAGAAGAUUAAUAUCACAGCAAAUAAGCUAUAUACUGUAGAGCUGGCCUGAUAGACAGGCAUUUUCUCAAGGACAGUUUGUCAGGUAUGAGAGCAGCUACACAUGCUUGAUGUCUCUUUGUAUACUCAAUAGCUAUUUACUGGAGUUCAUGAUUAACACUUUUGCACUGUAUCUACACAUCUGUGAAAAAAUAAAUAAAAAAAUGCGUUCUUGCCAAUACGUACAUAUGGUACCAUGACUGUCAUUCAUUUCUUGACAUUGCUGUGGUAUGACCAAGGAGGAAGAGUAUUUGAAAUAAAAGUAUCACAUAGCACAGAUUCAUUAACAUUUUGUAUGCAUCUUUUUAAUGAAAUUAUUGAAUUAAAUGUUAUCUCUUUCA
Phyllopteryx taeniolatus (common seadragon) is the source of this 5056-nucleotide messenger RNA. Its product is annotated as sortilin-like. The transcript has 20 exons. Gene Ontology annotation, cellular component: membrane; Golgi apparatus. Bases 52 to 2538 code for a protein of 828 amino acids. The record is from RefSeq and is a predicted model, not a curated record. Gene Ontology annotation, biological process: endocytosis; Golgi to endosome transport; vesicle organization. Lineage: Eukaryota; Metazoa; Chordata; Actinopteri; Syngnathiformes; Syngnathidae. Gene Ontology annotation, molecular function: protein binding.